GGAGGGGGAGAAUCCAAUCCGGUUUGAGCUAGUUUUCUUCCAAUGGAACAUUAAGUCUCGCAGCGCUGUAUUAGAUUGCACUGGUGCAGCUUUAGCCAGAAUAUACAACAGUGUGUUUUUCUCCCGUGACCAGUAACAUUUAGCCAUUUUUUUUUUCCUCCUUUAAAAAAAAACAACAACCAAAAACCCCCCCAAACACAAACCAACCAUGCCUAAAAGGAGCACAGCAAAUGCAGGAUGUGACUCAGCGCCUAAGAGGAGAUCUCCCAGGUUGAUAGAUAAACCUGCAGCUGCAGAGCCCAAACCUAAGCCAAAGAAGGCACCUGCUAAGCCUAAGAAAGCCAAGGAGGUGGAGAAGGCCAAGCCUGAGGAGAAAGCACCAGAAGCCCCUGCUGAGAAUGGCGAAGCCAAAGCUGAGGCCGAGGCACCGGCUACAGACGAAGCUGAAGAAAAAAAUGAGGCAGAAUAACAUUUCGCAAACCACGUCUUUUACCAGUGCUCCCUGUACCUCUUUUCUUGUACAAUUCAGGGGAUAUUUUUAUCAACUAUUUUCUAAAUACAGGUUUUUUAGUAGUUUGAUUGUAGAGAACACUUUUUUUUAAUGAAAAAAAAAGUCAAUUUGGAGACAGGAAUUUCAUCACAUCCCACAAUUUUGCAUCGCCAUAAAUAUUGCGGUCAUUGUUGUUGCUGUCAGUGGACUUCAUUUGAGUUUUAAAUGUGAAGGAAGGGAGGGUGCGGGACAGGUUACCACGUCAACACGCAAGCACGGCAUUCACAGGAGCAGGGGCAACAACUGGAAGAGCUUGCCUGCGUGGAUUACAUUCCAUAUGCUUUACAAGGGACAGUGUAUGUAAUCUGUGCUGGGUGGGGAUGGACAAAGUCACUCGGCAACUCAUUGUUUUAUUGUUUUUAAUGAGAAACAGUGUUUUAGAAUGUUUGUAAGCUUCGUUCCUAUAUGUUAACUCUUGUACUCAUGCAGUUUUUCUUAACGAACCUGAUCAAUAAACCUAAAAUCCCUAGUACUGGAGCUCUCCCUAUCAGAACUGUGCAUCGCGUGUGUUGGUUUUGUCUCUGUUCUGUGAUAGCAUCGCAAUAAAUUUGUAUAGCUGCUGUGAAAAGGGUUUUCAAUCUUUCUAUAUGCAGUGUGUAAUGGUACAUUGUAAGGAUGGUAAAAAUGGAAUUUGUUUUCUUAGCCAAGCUAAUGAGGUGUGUAACCAUAUAAAAAACACUGUUGAGGCUGGAUUUUUAGGCCAACAGUAAAACUGUACAUUUAUUUGAGAUGUCAAAUGCAUACCAGCAGUAGCAAUAUUCAUGUGGGUGUUAGGUAUCUGUAUCAAGUACAAGUGUGCAGUUUCUUUUUAUCUGUUUAUAGAUGUACCUGUGUAAUGAUUGUUAUCAACAAACCAAUAAAACUUGGUUGGUAGUU
This is a messenger RNA of Scophthalmus maximus (turbot), 1426 nucleotides long. It is a transcript of the gene hmgn1b, whose product is annotated as non-histone chromosomal protein HMG-like. Gene Ontology annotation, molecular function: nucleosomal DNA binding. The record is from RefSeq and is a predicted model, not a curated record. The transcript has 6 exons. Lineage: Eukaryota; Metazoa; Chordata; Actinopteri; Pleuronectiformes; Scophthalmidae. Gene Ontology annotation, cellular component: nucleus; chromatin. The coding region runs from base 209 to 469 and encodes 86 amino acids.